Setaria italica (foxtail millet) is the source of this 1502-nucleotide messenger RNA. RefSeq names its product WAT1-related protein At5g45370. The record is from RefSeq and is a predicted model, not a curated record. The transcript has 7 exons. The coding region runs from base 55 to 1272 and encodes 405 amino acids. Lineage: Eukaryota; Viridiplantae; Streptophyta; Magnoliopsida; Poales; Poaceae. Gene Ontology annotation, molecular function: transmembrane transporter activity. Gene Ontology annotation, cellular component: plasma membrane.
GAGCGAAUCGAAUCAGCGCUGCUGCAGACGCGCAGAGCAGAGGAGAACCGGAAGAUGGGGGAGGAGGGAGACGACGGGCCGACGCCGCUGCUCAAGCGGCGGCGCUCGCCGCCGUGGAGCGCGAUCAGGCGGCGGCUGCUGAGUGCCCUGGCUGACAACAAGGACGCGUGGCGGGCGCACGCCGGGAUGGCCUUCGUCCAGCUCGCCUACAGCGGCUACCACGUCCUCACCAAGGCCAUGCUCGACGUGGGCAUGAACCAGGUCGUCUUCUGCGUCUACCGCGACCUCGUCGCGCUCGCCGUCCUCGCCCCCGUCGCCUUCCUCCGCGAGAGAAGGGAGAGGCCUCCGGUGACCCCUCAGCUCCUCGCCUCCUUUGCUCUUCUUGGCUUCACUGGGCUCUAUGCGAACCCGCUCCUCUUCCUGGUCGGCCUCCACAACACCAAUGCUUCCUAUGCCGCUGCUUUCCAGCCCUCCAUACCAGUGAUCACAUUUGUCUUGGCUGCGAUUGUCGGCGUUGAAGCUAUCAACAUCUCCACGAAAGACGGCAUCCUCAAAGUUCUCGGCACAGUUGUAUGCGUCUCUGGUGCCAUUCUGAUGGCUUUGUAUAGAGGUCCAUCCUUGAUUGGUUCGGGAGGCACCAAUACGGCAAAUGGUAUUGUUACUCCAGGCACAUGGAGCAGCACUCCCUAUCUGGUCCAGUGGUUAACAUCAACCAUGCUGGAGUAUGGUGUAGAAACAUGGCAUCUUGGUGUGUUGUGCCUUAUUGGAAACUGCUCAUUGGUGGCUGUUUAUCUAGUCAUACAGGCUCCUGUGAUGAUAAAAUAUCCUGCAAGCUUGUCCUUGACAGCUUAUUCAUAUUUUUUUGCCUCCAUCUUUAUGGUGUUAACUGGAGUACUUGCAACCGAUGGGCUCCAUGAGUGGGCAUUGACAAAAACAGAGAUCAUAGCUAUUCUAUAUGCUGGAAUUGUUGCUUCUUGUAUGUGCUAUGCGACCAUGACGUGGGCAAACAAAAUUCUCGGACCUUCUCUAGUUUCUCUCUAUAAUCCACUCCAACCAGCAUGUUCCACUAUCCUCUCAACUAUUUUUCUUGGUGAUCCAGUUUAUGUCGGAAGCAUUAUUGGGGGAGUCUUUAUAAUUGCUGGUCUAUACAUUGUUACUUGGGCUCGCUACAAUGAAGCACGGCGAACUUCGAGUGAUGGUUGUUUGAACCCUCUUCUUCUUGGACCUCCAAGAGUCCCCAAGACACAGGAAAGUUCCUUCAUGGAUCCUUAAAUCUCAGUGUAUCAAAUGGUUGUCUCAGUUGUUUUCUCCAGGACAACAGCAAAAGUCACAUGUAUAGAUUUAUUUCAGCAAAUGGUUGUCUCAAUUGUUUUCUCCAAGAUAACAGCAAAGGUCACAUGUAUAGAUUUAUUUCAGCAAAUGGUUGUCUCAAUUCUUUUCUCCGGACAACAGCAAAAUUCACAUGUAUAGAUUUAUCCUGAAUUUUUUUUUGUAUUCUUGUA